AUGAGUGAAUUCAAUUGUAUCACGUGUAAUACAAAAUUUCAAAUGGGUGCUACUCGUCAACAUAUGUGUAAACGAUGUUCCGAUCGACGUGAUGAACUGGCAAAACGCUUAAAUUUGUCUGAAAAAGAUGGUGCUUUAAUAAAACUUGCAUUUGGUGAUCAAUGUGAUGCAUGUCGUAGAUACAUCCGAGCUGAUUAUUAUGCUCUUACCAGUGGCGUAGCCAGGGGGGUGGCCAUUGGGCAAUUGCCCAACGGUUAA
Molecule: messenger RNA, 258 nt
Organism: Rotaria socialis
Lineage: Eukaryota; Metazoa; Rotifera; Eurotatoria; Philodinida; Philodinidae
Source: the annotation of a GenBank genome assembly